ACGCGGAAGAGCCCGAGGCUGCUGCUUCAUCUUCCGCCCAUACGCUUUGCACCACUCUGCGUUCGACCACGCAGACAGCCAUACCAGCAUGCUGCGGCCAAGACCUUCCGAGAUCACAUUGACUCCUGCAGAUGUCGAGGAAACACGCCGUCGCAUCGAAAGCAGACGAGCCGCCGGCCCGUCCACCAACAUUCCUACGAGGAUUCGCGGGCCCUCGCUCCCUUCUGCAUCGCGGCCACGACUGAGGCGUGGACCGGAACGCUCUCGCAACGCCGCUAUUGCGAGCCUUGGCAACAUCCCUCCUCAUGCGGUUGUCCAUGCUACAGUGAACCCUCCGAGUGACCAUCGCCCGGAUUCUCUUGUACAAGGAAGCGAGAGCGACAUCCUCGAUGGUCUGUCCCUUCCGAACGAGCAGGCGCCGCCUAGCUCAGGUGCAGCGUCGAGUGCAUCCCCGAGAUCGCCUCUAACCUUGCAACUCCCAUUCAGGCACGCCCCCCGGGAAAGAGGAUCUGGUACACAAUAUACCUCGGGGGUUACUUCUGAGGGAGAUGCUGAAGAAGAACCAUCUUCAUCUCCGCCAAAACAGCAGUCCCUGUCCUCCACACUUGACCAACCAAGGGCCAGCACAUCUGAGGAUGGCAAUGAAGGACCGGCACCACCUCGAAUAUCUGGCUCCGCUGAUGGAGUGACGGAAGUCUCAGAUAUCCUGAAUACGCCAGGUAGAACCAGGGCUCACUCCAUACGUCAACAUAGCACGCAUGCCCCGUCUCCUUUGCAACAGAUGCAAACCCUCAGCUCGCCUUCACAACCAGAGAGCAGGCCUGGACACAUUGUUCAUCGGUCUGAAGAUGAAGGACCUGAGGGUUCUUCCACAAGGUAUCUCCAAGGGUACUUCCAUUCACCUGAUCGCUAUCGGUUGAGAGAAUAUCAACCGCAUACGGAGCCACGUCCGCGCAACCAGGGCUCAUCGUUCCGCGCCCGAACCAUGUCCUCUAGCAGCGAACCAUUUUAUCCCACCCAUGUGCAAAGACCAGACCGUUCUGAGCCUUCGGCGGACGAUAUCUUCUGGAACCCUCCCGCGCCCGACCCCCCAUCUCAAUCAAGACGCGAAACAUCAGAGGCUCUCGAAGAUGAAGAGGUAGAGGAGAGGUACCAUCCACUCAGAGACUGGUUUUCAGCGACUGCAAACAACAACGCUCAAACCUAUGUCAAUCCUUAUCGGGAAGCUCUUGACUUAGAUGGGAUGCAACAUGCCGCACAAAACCUUGUGCCCCAGGGUGUGAAUGUUGGAAGACACGCUGGCCAUAGAUUCAGCAGUGGCGCAUCUUCUUCAAGCGCAGCCUACUCCUACUACGAGCUCCCCGGAUCACGGCGGUCCAGCGGCAAUCUGUCACAAGGUAUGCUCGGACAGUCACAGUACGAUGGCGCUGCUCCUUCGAGACAGCUUAGCCAAGGGGUUUACUACUCAAUCCGCCCUUCUCAAGUCCGUCCUCUGAAUGAAUCCCGCCUUCGCCCGCCUCCGCCGUCGAGAGUGCCGAGUCGUUCUUCGCCCGAUCUGACGGGAAUGGGUCAACCGGGUAUCUCCCCAUUGCCUGCCAUCCCUUAUGCCCGUAUGCAUGGUGGUCAGAGUAUUCCGAGGCCCGAAUCAGGUCUCGUCGACCCAAAUGACUUCGUGGGUGGAGAUAGAGAUGCUGCAAUUGCUGCACAGCGUGACCUCUCGUCGCCGUUGGAUCUGCUCGAGGAGCGUGCGAGUUCGUAUUUCACUCGAAUCGCAGCAAGCCAGCGGUUAGGGCACUCGGGAUCUGAUGCAGCAGUUCCAGCCGUGUUCCAGCAUCAGGUCCCGCAUUUCGACGCACCACCAGCACGCCAGAGAAGAGGAUCGGGGUCGGAAAGCAUGCGUCAUGUGUCUGGUAACAGCGUUUAUAGUGGGAGGGGCGCGGGAUACCUCAAUUAUAGGCGAGCAGCUCAGCAACCACAUCGCCAAGCCGAGCAGCCAUCUUCACCGGAAAUUGCACCGCAAGCCCAGCGUCGAGAUGCGCCAGUUGCACGGGCGGGGCAACGCUCCAGCGAGAAUGCUCCCGUUGCCAGCUCUUCCCAGGAAGGCCAUCCAAGUCGCACAAUCCAGGCACAGGGUCCGAGGAUGAGCUUAGCCCGGACGCAAAAUGCUCCAUCAUCAGGUGCCAGCAUGCGCGGUGGCGAGCUCGCCGUUGCUCCAGUCCCACUACGCUUCAGCAUGCCGCAGCCAUCUGGCCCUCGCGACAUGUCCAAUCGGCCUCAGAGGCUGUCCCCACUCCAGGCGAGUGUUGGCCAGCGAUUCCGGCGAGACAGCGACCGCGGCGAUGAUGAGCUUUUCCGCUCCGAUACUCUGUCGCCAUACACGGACUACAGCCGCAUCCCACAACGAGUCCCAGUCGGCUCCCUCCGGGGACCCCCAAUUCCGCCCCGACACGCCUCACGCCAGCAAGAUAUAGACAUCCCACGCCGCCCUACAACUCGGUUAGACCACCACCCCAUCUCACACGCAUACCACGAACAGUCAGCACUUCCUCCUCCACCGCCCUUCAACCGCCACCAACCCGAGCGCGGACCCGCAUUAACCUCGACCACUCUGGACAUAGCAAGCGGCACUACGAGUCGAUGGUCGGGCAUGAAUCGAGCACCGACGUCGCGGCGCCGUAUCCCGCCACAGCAACGUAACCAGGAAAACUCGCUGGAGGCGGAGGAGCAGCUGAUGAGGGCGGAGAUGCAUGCGGCGAGUAUGCGGCAUGGCGAUGACGGACAGCUAGAUGUGUUGGAUGAGACACCGCCUAGGAUAGGGAGAUUUGAGCGAAGGAUGAUGGACUGAGUGCUUUUUUUGGGGAUGGUGUGGUGUGGUGUUGGAUAGAUGGGGCUGGGUAUGGGGGACAUGAUUUGUAUUGUUUGCGGAGAGACGAGAAUUAGUUCUUAGUUCGUGGUAUUACGCAGCGGAUAGAUC
Molecule: messenger RNA, 2974 nt
Organism: Trematosphaeria pertusa
Lineage: Eukaryota; Fungi; Ascomycota; Dothideomycetes; Pleosporales; Trematosphaeriaceae
Exons: 1
Coding region: 89-2845 (918 amino acids)
Source: RefSeq, a predicted model, not a curated record